AACAAAGAGAGAAUGGACUGGAAUAAUAACAACAUAAGAACACCUCAACUUCUAGCUCGGCCUCAUGAAAAUUCUUUCAAUCUUCUCUGCAAUUACAACUUUCAUGAUCAAUAUCCAGCUAUGGAAAUUAUGAAGCAACACCAAGGGAUGGCGGGGCCAUCGACGGGUGAUGGAAUGGCGACGGGGACAGGUGGUGGAGGGAUGAAUGAUCAGAAGAACGUCGGUUACUAUGGAAACUAUCAGCAGGAGAAGAAGAAGAGGCUAAGUAAUGAGCAGUUGGAUUCACUCGAGAGCAGCUUUCAGGAGGAGAUAAAGCUUGAACCUGACCGAAAGAUGAGGUUGGCUAGAGAACUAGGGCUGCAGCCGCGACAAGUGGCGAUCUGGUUUCAGAACCGUCGUGCUAGGUGGAAGGCUAAGCAGGUCGAGAACUUGUAUGAAUCGCUUAAGCAACAGUUCGAUCUUGUUUCGAAGGAGAAACAAAAGCUACAAGAAGAGGUUUUGGCUUUGAAAGCAUUGUUGAAUGAUCAAGGGCAAAGGAACCAAGUCUCGGCCGGGUACACAGAAAUGUCGGGUGAGGAUACCGUUGAGAGCACUUCGGUCAGAAACCGGAUGACUUCGGGCAACCCCCAUAGGAUAAGAGGUGGUCUACAACACGACAAUCAGAUGAACAGUACUGAUCAUCAUGAUCAUGUUAACUAUGUCCUCAAUGCUGCCGGUGACUACAAUUCAAUGGUUCAACCACCACCGGCUGCUUACUGGUGAGCCGCCAGCUGCUUAAGAAUCAUGAUCUUAAUAAUUAAGGUCGGAUUAUUAAUGUUUAGUUUAAAACUAGGUAAUUCUGAAGCUCUAUCUCGGAAAAGACUUUGUAUGCAUGGUUAUAUAUGUAAGGUUAUUAUUAUUGUAUGACUGAUUAUUAG
Messenger RNA from Impatiens glandulifera, 917 nucleotides. Its product is annotated as putative homeobox-leucine zipper protein ATHB-51. Gene Ontology annotation, molecular function: DNA-binding transcription factor activity, RNA polymerase II-specific; sequence-specific DNA binding. The transcript is spliced from 3 exons. The coding region runs from base 13 to 762 and encodes 249 amino acids. NCBI's taxonomy places the organism in Eukaryota, Viridiplantae, Streptophyta, Magnoliopsida, Ericales, Balsaminaceae. The record is from RefSeq and is a predicted model, not a curated record. Gene Ontology annotation, cellular component: nucleus. Gene Ontology annotation, biological process: positive regulation of DNA-templated transcription.